Messenger RNA from Vicia villosa (hairy vetch), 963 nucleotides. RefSeq lists its product as uncharacterized. The transcript has 3 exons. Lineage: Eukaryota; Viridiplantae; Streptophyta; Magnoliopsida; Fabales; Fabaceae. Gene Ontology annotation, biological process: DNA repair; telomere maintenance. The record is from RefSeq and is a predicted model, not a curated record. Gene Ontology annotation, molecular function: DNA helicase activity. The coding region runs from base 1 to 963 and encodes 320 amino acids.
AUGGAUAAUCGUUUUAACAACGACAAAGGUCCUCCCAGUUUUAGAAUUCAAGGUCAAUCAUGCCACAAGAUUGGAAGCAUGUUACCAAUGCCAAGGCACACUCAAAAGUUUGUGCAACUGUAUAUAUAUGAUACGGGGAACGAAAUACAAAAUAGAGUUCACAGAUUCAGGAGGAAGAACAAAUCAUUUGAUGUUCAAAAUCCCAAUACCAACAUUAGAUUCAUCUACGUGUAUUAUAGAGAAAAAAGUGAUCGUGCAGAGCUUCUAAAACUUGCCAAGUUAAUAAUUUGGGACGAAGCUCCAUUGCCUCACAAAUAUUGUUUUGAAGCAUUGGAUAAAACACUCCAAUAUAUUAUGACAUGGUCCAAAUCUUCAAAGACAAUAUUUAGAGGAAAGGUUGUCGUCUUUGGUGGUGAUUUUCGACAAAUUUUACCUGUUCUCCCAAGGGGAAGUCCUUCUGAUAUAAUUUAUGCCACUAUUAAUUCAUCAUACAUAUGGGAUCAUUGCAAGGUUCUAAGGCUUACAAAUAUCAUGAGACUUCAUCAAUCCAACAUAAAAUCAAGUGAUUAUGAAUUAGAACAGUUUUCAGAUUGGAUAUUAAAAGUUGGAGACGCAAAAUUAGCUGAACAUAAGGAUAGCUAUGCAAAUAUUACCAUUCCUUCACAGUUUUCAAUCACUGGAUUUGACAAUCCCAUCCAGUCCAUUGUUGAGUACAAAUAUCCAAACUUUAAAGGAAAUUUUCAGAAUGAACAUUUUCUUCAUUGUAGAGCAAUUUUAGUAAGAACUAUUGAGAUAGUGGAUGUUAUCAAGAAAUAUGUUUCGUUUUUAAUUCUAGGAGAAGAGAAGGAGUAUUUAAGCGCGGAUACAGUUAAUAAAUGUGAUGGUAACGGAAAUGAAGCUUUUGAUGUUUUGACCAUGGAAUUUCUCAACACACUUACAACUUCAGGCCUUCCUAAUCACUAA